Mytilinidion resinicola is the source of this 946-nucleotide messenger RNA. RefSeq lists its product as uncharacterized. The transcript is spliced from 4 exons. The record is from RefSeq and is a predicted model, not a curated record. The coding region runs from base 41 to 712 and encodes 223 amino acids. NCBI's taxonomy places the organism in Eukaryota, Fungi, Ascomycota, Dothideomycetes, Mytilinidiales, Mytilinidiaceae.
CUCUUUUCAUCCACCCAUCCUUUACAUUCAUCUAAAAACCAUGGUUCCCCAACUUCCAGACGACAUCUUGCAUAUGCUAUGCGAGGAACUAGCAUUGCAACGCAGUCUCGACACUCUGUUCAAUUGCGCCACAGCAAGCCGCGCCUUAGCAAUCCCAGCUUUGACAUGGCUCUACCGCUCCCACCACAAGUCUCCAGUCCGAGGCGGAGGGGAUGACGAAGCUAUAUCUAUGGCUACUCAUGAGCUGGUUGUUCAGAGAUGGUCUAUCCUAUGGAGAUCCAUUAUUGCAUCCGCGCUGGACGCGACUCUCUUCCCUUACUGCAGAUACAUCACAACGCUCGAUCUGCGUGAUCUAGCGUACCUCCUAGAAAAUGACAAAUUUAAAGGCAAAAUCUUGAAGAGCUUCUUCAGAGCAGACCUAGCCAAAUUCCAUCAUACCAUGGAGGUACCUUAUCGCAAGAGCAAGCGAACCGUCCUCAAUGUCAAUUCCAUCAUAGACGCGGUUGGAGAAGCCGUUACCGAACACACGCCGAUGCUCGAGCAAAUAAGUGGUCAACUCCUCUCGCAUGCACUCGUCCGAUGGGUUCCUCGACUUCCUCGACUCCAUUCGUUAGAGUUAUGGGAUGGCAAGGCGCUGGAGGAUGAGAUACUGCAUGCUUCUAUCCGGGCAAACUGCCCACACUUCGAUGCGCUCAGCAUCUACCAUUGGUAAGCCAUCGUAUUCCUUCAUUGGCAACAUCCGAUUACCACUACUUGGGGUAUCCCUAAGGGCUUCCAAAACUCCGAAUACGAUGUAAAUGACAAUGCAUUGGACAUUGGGUAGCCUUUUGACUAGCUGGCUACAUACUAGCUGAGCUACUCCCCACAGCGGUGUCUAGCUUCUAAUGGCGAUACUUAAGAAGUGAUACCUGUGUGCCCAGACUUAUGGUCUAGUACUAUUAGAAGC